Molecule: messenger RNA, 699 nt
Organism: Zygosaccharomyces rouxii
Lineage: Eukaryota; Fungi; Ascomycota; Saccharomycetes; Saccharomycetales; Saccharomycetaceae
Exons: 1
Coding region: 1-699 (232 amino acids)
Source: RefSeq, a predicted model, not a curated record
AUGUCCAACAAAAAGAAGAGUAAGAGUAAGGCCAGCGAGAGCCACAAGCGUGGUGGAAGAGAGAACAGUCCUCGCGGACAACACAACCCCCCCUCACCGCAAAGAGGCAACAGUAUCUCUGAUCAGCAAGGAAGCGAGAACAGCGGUACUGGCUCUAGAACAUACGGGAUCAAAUUAGCCGCUCGCUUGUUCCGCAAUCCAUUGUUUUCCAAAAGAGGGUUUAAGCAUGCAAAAGAAGUACUAAAAAUUGAGAGGUUAGAUAAAUUAAAAAGCGUAAUAAGGUGUGCAGGCAGCUUCUGUCUCUUCUUUUACCCUUGGUUUUUGACAGGAUACAGUAUCGCCGGUUUUUUAUAUGGGGACAAAAAUAAUAGUAUACAUGUUUUUGUGUAUGCCAAUCCACUAUUUACUGCUAUUCCCUAUUGCAUACGAUACUUGGAUGAUGUCGAUACAUUGCUUUUAAGCACAUUUGAGAUUGAGGAGAAGAGCUUGCUCGGAUAUUUCGCAGACCCGGGAAUCAGAGAGCUUCUCUUGACUGUUUUUGAGAUUGCCGGGCUCAUUUAUCAAUGCAUCAAGGGUGGACAGAAGUAUAGAAUCUUUGUAUUGGGGAUUCUCAGUUUUAUUUUUUAUCUUCUAGGAAAUAUUAUCCUGAUCGUGAAAAGAAAGAAAAGGCCAGGAUCGGUAGCGGGUGACUCGGCGUGA